UUCAUUUUGGGUUCAAAAUGUACUGAUGAUUCCAUUAGUAGGUGGCCUGUAGUUGAUCAGUGUUGUUCGUAGUCUUGUUCAGUUUUUUUUAAUUAAUUAACAACGUCAAGAUGCCCAUCAAAGUUAUUGUUACAGAUAUCGAAGGAACAACCACUUCCAUUUCUUUCGUUAAGGACAAGCUAUUUCCUUAUGCCGUUGAGCAUGUCGAAGAAUAUCUAACCGCAAAUUGGACGACUGAAGCUGUACAAGAAGCGGUCAAGGAAUUACGUGCUCAAUAUGCCGUCGAUGUAACUGACAAAAUUGAAGGAGCUGUGGCCAUCUCCGACGGAGAGGCCAAAGAGCAAGCCGAACAGAUUGCCGAAGUGGUAGCCAAUGUAAAAUGGCAAAUCAGCAUUGAUCGUAAAACUACAUCGCUCAAAAAGCUCCAGGGUCUCAUUUGGGCAAAGGGUUAUGACAGUGGGGCGAUUAAGGGACACGUUUACUCAGAUGUUCCUAAAGCUUUUGAACGUUGGACAGCGGAUAAUAUCAAAAUAUACAUUUACUCUAGCGGGAGUGUAGCCGCCCAAAAGUUGCUGUUCACCAAUUCUGAACACGGUGAUCUUACGUCAAACAUAUCUGGAUAUUUUGACACAAACGUUGGCAUGAAACAGGACCAGCUUAGCUACGAAAAGAUCGUAAAGGAAGUAGGUUGUGAGCCCAGCGACAUUCUUUUCCUCACUGACAUCGUGAAUGAAGCAGCUGCUGCUAAAGGAAGUGGUAUUAAAGUUGCAUUACUGGUUCGCAGUGGCAAUGGUCCACUGACAGACGAGGAAAAAGCUGAAUAUGAAAUAUUCACUUCAUUCGACGACAUCCAUUCAGAAUUUGUGAUUGGAAAGCGAAAAUUCGAAGACAUUGUGACUGCUGAGACAAACGCUAUCAAAAUAGCCAAACUAAGCGAUGAAGAGUCUGUUACCACCAAUGAUACCACCCCUGAGAGUGUUACAGAAACCAAUGGAAUUGAUAGGACUGAUAGCAUUAACGAUACGAAGAUGGAAACGUUGUGUUCCAACAGUGAUGAAUUAACCAAGACGAAAAAUGAUGUUAAGACUGAGACUACCGAUAUUCCAAUAACGCAAACCGAAUGUGAUCAUAAAGAUAAGACCGAUAAUUUAGACGUAGACGUAGUCGAACAAGACAUAGUUAAAGGAGAAAAAGACUCUAAGCCACAAACCGAAGUGGAGGCCGCGAUUAAAGUGGAUGAAGCACUGCCAAUGGAAGUGGUCGAUGAUAAACCUGUUGAAAAAAAGGAAACCGAAGACAUUGAAAUGGAGACCACUCCAAUUGAAGCCGAACCCAAUAAGAAACCGAAAGAUAUUAAUGAUGAUGACGAAUUGGCCAAAGUUGUUGAUAUAACAUCGGAUACGGUUGAUAAACAUUUAACAGAUCCGAUUACCGCAACACCCGAUACUAAAUCCGAUGAACAAACAGACAAGGAAGAGCUGUCGACUGAGAAAUUAUCUAAAGCUGAAAUUGUUGCUGAAAUUGUUGAUGAAAACAAUGUAGAAAAAAAAACUGAAGUACCGUCACAACAGAACGGAGAUCAUACGGUAGGAAACAAUGAGGAGAAGUCAGCUGAUGAAACGCAAGACACACAUUCGAAAACGGAACCAGCUGUCGGCGAAAGUGCUGACACUACCGAACCGAAGAAAAUUGAAAUUGAGAAAUCAUUGGACAGCGACGAAAAAGUGGAAACGAUUGAAAAGGAUGCCAAAGAGGCGGAAGAAAUCGACAACAAAGAGAAUAUCCCAGUUGAGAUCAAGGAGAAGGAAAAUAUAAUUGAAAUACCCAUCCAUAUCGACGGUGAUGCUCAGAAACCAUCAAUAAUUACCACCACGAAUGGUAACGGUGUUGCCACAAAGGAUGAUGCAUUAGAAACUGCUGCUACUGCUGCCACUGCUGCCACCACCACUACCAAUUCUAAUAAAGAGAAAAUGUCUCGCAUCGAACUUAUCAUCGAGGAGAAAAAUAAUGAUAACGGCCAAUUGACGGAGACGACCACUCACAUCGUAAAAGAAAUCAUUGUCAAAAACAACACAUGCGAGUUGGUUGAUAAUGACAAAAUGGCAGAAAAUGUGUAAUUUUCGAAUUGCAACGUCACACAAUGUCAUUCUUUUUGGUUGUUUAUUUGUUCGUCAAACCAUUUUUCUUAUAAGAAUAUUUUGCACAUCAACAACAAAAAAAAAACAAAAAGAAAAAGAAAAAACGAAACUCAUCAAAGUAUUACUUUUCACUCAUCACUUUAACUUAAUCAUUUAGUUUUUGUUUGUCUCAUAUUUUUUUUUUUACUUUCGUUAUACUUAGGAAUAAUUUUCGUUUUAUUUAAGUAUACGAUUCUUUCCAUGCUCAUUUUUAACUUUUUAUUUUGUAGUAAAAAACAAAAAAAAGAACGUUUCGUCAAACGCCCAAGUGAUUUUUCGUGAAUCACAAACACACUUACUACUUAAACUUAAACAAUACUUAUAUCUCGCUGUAAUUUGUCGAAAAACAUAAAAAUAAAUAAGAAUAACUCAAAAAUUAGAAA
Messenger RNA from Bradysia coprophila, 2560 nucleotides. It is a transcript of the gene Enoph, whose product is annotated as enolase-phosphatase E1. Gene Ontology annotation, molecular function: acireductone synthase activity; magnesium ion binding. The record is from RefSeq and is a predicted model, not a curated record. Lineage: Eukaryota; Metazoa; Arthropoda; Insecta; Diptera; Sciaridae.